AUGGCUCCGAGAAGAACAUCCGGUGGUGGUGCGGCAAUGAAACAGAGCACCCGCGCUCCCCGGCCUUCCAACGCUGGCAGGAGAAAGUCUCGACCAGGAGAUGUUCAGCCCGGCGACCCGAUACCCCAAAGAAAGGCCCGUCGGUACCGGCCUGGCACUGUUGCGCUGAAGGAAAUCCGACGGUAUCAAAGUAGCACAGAGCUUCUGUUGCUCAAACUGCCUUUCGCCCGACUUGUUCGCGAAAUUGCCCUUACCAUGCGACCACACGACGACGGGAUGCGGUGGCAGUCGCAAGCCAUACUAGCGCUGCAAGAGGCGGCCGAAGCUUUUCUCGUCCACCUGUUUGAGGAUACGAAUCUGUGCGCCCUGCAUGCACGGAGAGUUACUAUUAUGCGGAGGGAUAUUUGGCUGGCGCGGAGAAUACGCGGCCUCUGGGGUGGUGGUGGCCGGUAUUGA
Grosmannia clavigera kw1407 is the source of this 456-nucleotide messenger RNA. Its product is annotated as histone h3. The coding region runs from base 1 to 456 and encodes 151 amino acids. The transcript has 3 exons. Gene Ontology annotation, molecular function: protein heterodimerization activity; DNA binding; structural constituent of chromatin. Gene Ontology annotation, cellular component: nucleosome. The record is from RefSeq and is a predicted model, not a curated record. NCBI's taxonomy places the organism in Eukaryota, Fungi, Ascomycota, Sordariomycetes, Ophiostomatales, Ophiostomataceae.